ACCAAUCUACAACCAAAGAAGAAGAAGACGCAGCGGAAGUACUUGUUGUCUUUUUAUAAUAACUUGCAGGUCCUGGACAGCGUUAUGUCACACGAUACAGACACAACCAUGAGCAGUGUGACUAAUGUUGAGCAAGUGGCAGCAGUAGGACAAGUUCUGGUGGACCGUAAACUGGACUUGACCCAGCGAUUCAGAGCCUUAUUCACCCUAAAGAACUUGGGAGGUGCCGAAGCCAUAGAAUGGAUCAGCAAGGCCUUUGUUGAUGAAUCAGCCCUGCUGAAGCAUGAGCUGGCUUACUGCUUGGGGCAGAUGCAAGACAAACAAGCCAUUCCCACACUGACAGCUGUUCUCAAAGAUGUAAAGCAGGAACCAAUGGUCAGACACGAAGCAGGGGAAGCUUUGGGAGCAAUUGGUGAUCCUGUAGUUUUGGACCUUCUAAAAGAGUACAGUCAGGAUCCUGUCAUAGAGGUUGCAGAGACAUGUCAGUUGGCGGUUUGUCGGCUGGAAUGGCUGCAGAGCGGACAAGAGAAACAGCUGGAGGACGGAAGCACAGAUAAAAAUCCCUACUGCUCUGUGGACCCGGCCCCUCCAGCACCAAGGAAGAGUGUACCAGAGCUCCGCUCCACCCUGCUGGAUGAAAGUCUGCCGCUCUUUGAACGCUACCGUGCCAUGUUUGCCUUACGUAAUCUGGGCACUGAAGAGGCUGUGCAAGCACUGGGAGACGGCCUGCAGUGCUCCAGCGCUCUGUUCCGCCAUGAAAUCGGUUAUGUGCUGGGCCAGAUGCAGCACCCGGCAGCAGUCCCCGCCCUGCGCGCCGCUUUGGAGCUCACCACCGAGAACCCCAUGGUCCGGCAUGAAGCGGCAGAGGCUCUUGGCUCCAUUGGCAAAAACGAGUGCCUGGCCGUUCUGCAGUGUUACCGUGGAGACAAAGAACGCGUCGUGAAGGAGAGCUGUGAAGUUGCUUUGGACAUGCUGGAGUACGAAAACAGCGACCAGUUCCAGUAUGCAGACGGACUGGUCAGGUUACAGGGUUAAACGUCACAGGAGGGGGAGGAUUUUUUAUCCUUGAUACGUUUACUGGUGAUCUUAAAAAGAAAGAAGAAAUUAAAAGAAAGCCACAGAAAGCCGUGAUACAUCAGUAAAAUGAUUAUUACCUCGAACAAUCCUUGGAGAUGAUGCCUUUUAGUGUGAAAAAUACUAGACAGUAAAAGCCUAAACAAACCAGACAAUUAAACACAGCACAUUGGAUGUAUCUGUGUUUCUUAUUUCCAUCCAGACCAUAUACUUUUGUUUUUCUUUCUUUUUUUUUUUUCUUUUUUUUUGAAGACUACAGCGCCUCCACUUUGUUCACAGUGUCUGGAAAGUUUUCGAUUGAAGAACUUCACCAAUUAUAUUUAAGUGUGAGGGACUUUCCUGUGAAGGCACACUGUUCCUCCUUAUUUCUCUUUGCACGGUAUGUGAUCAUGCAGUCCCGAAGAACUGGCAAGAACCUGUGCUACUUGUUUUAUGCAUUGGUUUAUACAUUUGAUAAACCAUGGUGUAAUCAAGUUUAAUGUCAGUUAAUUUCGCAUUAACUAAUUAAGAUCUAUUGGCUUCUCUCUUGUUCUUCUACAGUAUGUUGGGAAGUACACAGUCCUUUCAAAAUAUUACAGGUUUAAGUUUGGUAGGUCCUCAGCCUCUCAUUCUUCUCUGAUUACUUCAUAGACAGAUUACUGUGUGCAAUUUGUAAUUUUAAUGAAUAUCUUUUAUUUCUUGUCAGUUAUCUAGUGGAAAGGGAGUGUUUGUUGAUUCUGUGUAAAAAUAUAAACCUUUUUGGGUCCUCA
Messenger RNA from Mugil cephalus (flathead mullet), 1823 nucleotides. RefSeq names its product deoxyhypusine hydroxylase/monooxygenase (gene dohh). Lineage: Eukaryota; Metazoa; Chordata; Actinopteri; Mugiliformes; Mugilidae. The record is from RefSeq and is a predicted model, not a curated record. Gene Ontology annotation, biological process: peptidyl-hypusine biosynthetic process. Gene Ontology annotation, molecular function: deoxyhypusine monooxygenase activity. The transcript has 6 exons. The coding region runs from base 85 to 1035 and encodes 316 amino acids.